This is a messenger RNA of Rhodofomes roseus, 2079 nucleotides long. RefSeq names its product kinase-like domain-containing protein. Gene Ontology annotation, cellular component: nucleus. Gene Ontology annotation, molecular function: protein serine/threonine kinase activity; ATP binding. The coding region runs from base 1 to 2079 and encodes 692 amino acids. Gene Ontology annotation, biological process: protein phosphorylation; mitotic DNA damage checkpoint signaling. The transcript is spliced from 5 exons. Lineage: Eukaryota; Fungi; Basidiomycota; Agaricomycetes; Polyporales; Fomitopsidaceae. The record is from RefSeq and is a predicted model, not a curated record.
AUGUCUACACUGGCUUCUUCCAAGCUACUGAACGCGUUCGACGCGUUGAAGGAGUCCGUCAGGGCUUUCUUCCCUCUCAAGGCCUCGUGCCACACUUCUCCGGUAUCCCCCAUCACGCCACACACGCGGCCGGACGCGUCGACUGACACGAACGGCGAAAACGCGUCGGUGCCACACUUGUCGGGGGCCGUCGUUGUCGCGUCUGUUGGUCUCGGCCAUACUUCCUCCUCCAACCUAGGCCGCCACCAACAAUUCCUCAGGCUUCUGCACGUCGCCUACCCCUCGCCGUCCACGCUCUUCCCUGUCCCGGUGCUCAACAACGUCGAGGUGGCGUUCGACUUGACCAUAGACGAAGACAGGCCACGACUCAACGCGACCAGGUCUACCGCACGGCUCUCCUCGACAUCCUCGGAUACCAACGACGCUGAGCAGCCGAGGACCGUGGUCAGUGUCGGCGGGAAUGUCGCCCCUUCAUCUCCGCGUCUCUCCGGCCAGUCGUCCUCGUCCUCCGACUCUGACCCUCCCUUCGAGUGCUUCACUCCGGCGCUCGCCACUGACGUCCAACUGCACAAUGAAGGGAAGGUCGCCGCUUCGCAAGCACCCCUUCUCCUUGACGUCCCCUCACCGACGAACGGCAGCAGCUCGAUGCAUGCGCACAAUGUGGCACCUCAGGAACACACGCCCUUCGUAUGCGACUUCUACGACGGCCAAGACGACCAGGAGAGCUCCGCCGAGCCACUCAUUGCUGAUGCCACGGAUGGCCAGAACGGAGACGCUGUGCUGCAGGCCGAAGACGAAGACACCGCCAAUGAAGCUGCGCAUGAUCGCGAAUCCGACGCCGACUCCGGGGACGAGGCAACUGCUGGCGAGGCCGUGGAGCCGCUCGACGGGGUGUUCGACUCGGACUCAUACACGGACGACGAGCCGCAGGGACCCCUCAUUUUCACCAGCCCAUACACUGGCACCCGGUACACGGUCAAAGGUGUCAUCGGAUCUGGCGGCUUUGGGCGUGUCUCCGAAGUCACCACCGACGAGAAGCAGCGGUUUGCGGUGAAGGUGAUCCACAAGAGGGAGGCGUACAAGAGUAUGCCCGUAACGCGCGAGCUGCUUCUGCACGAGAAGAAGAUCAUGGCCGCUAUAGCGUAUGCUCGGUGCCCGGGGAUGAUGGGGCUGUUCGAAAGCUGGGAGGACAAGGACAACGUCUACUUCGUGAUGGAACUGUGUCGAACCAACUUGUAUACCUACAUAGCCUCCAAGGCUAAGUGGGUUAAAGAUGACCCCAGCCGCACGGAGUGGGACUGGGACGAUAUGGACGUAGAGGAGAAGUUCUACUGUGCGGAGAUGCUCGCUUCGGUGCGGCGCCUACACGGCGUCAAAAUCGUCCACAGAGAUAUCAAGCCAGAGAACAUCCUCCUUGACCGUCACGGCCGAUGCAUGAUCGCGGACUUCGGCCUGGCGCUGCGCGGCUCGGCAGAUCGCCCUGUUGAGGAGGUCGUGUCGACCCACGUGGUCGGUACUCACGAGUAUUUCGCGCCCGAGCAGCAUGUGCCAGACCUCGAGCACGGCUACAAGGUAGACAUCUGGCAGCUCGGCUGCGUCUGGAUCGAGCUCCUCGGGGGCCUAGAAAAGUCCUGGAACGAAAGCUGUGGCUUUGAGUGGAAUUAUGAGACCUUCCAAGAGCCAGGGAUCCGAGAGAAGCUGCGUCAGAGCGUCAUCGAGCUUCUCGAUGGUCACCCGGCGUUGGAACUCCUCCUAUGGAUGACAGAGCUCGAUCCCGCCAAUCGUCCCACCGCCGCGCAGAUCAUGAACCACCCAUGGUUCGCGGGCACGAUCAAGUGGAAGAUACUCUUUGAUGAGCCUGGUGUUUCCCAACACGAGCAUUGGUUCCUGCCGGAGUACAACGCGCCGGGCGCCGCGUCUCCCCGCCACUCCACCUUCGAGGCGACCCGGUUAUCGAACAUGAUGAUACAGAAGAAACGCUCUCCAGAAGAGGAGUAUGUGCGAUCGUACACGGAAGAACAGCUCAAGAUGUACGACGUCGACCCGCAUGCGUUCGCCUGGGCUCUGCCACCGCCGUAG